Numida meleagris (helmeted guineafowl) is the source of this 1722-nucleotide messenger RNA. RefSeq names its product ER membrane protein complex subunit 7 (gene EMC7). NCBI's taxonomy places the organism in Eukaryota, Metazoa, Chordata, Aves, Galliformes, Numididae. Gene Ontology annotation, cellular component: EMC complex. Gene Ontology annotation, molecular function: carbohydrate binding. The record is from RefSeq and is a predicted model, not a curated record. The transcript has 5 exons. Bases 13 to 915 code for a protein of 300 amino acids.
ACAUGACGCAGCAUGCUGACGCCUCACUCGCCUGUGCGCAAGCGCACGGCACACAACGCAUAUCCUCGCGGUCCGUUGCGCACGCGCAGAGAGCUUGUCGCCGUGCUUCCGGCGCUGGCUGUGCCGGGGAGUUGCGUUGUGUCGCGCUCUGCGCAUGCGCCCCGAGCGGCGGUGAUGGUCGCGACGAUGUCGGCGCGGGGCGGCGUUGUGUCGCUGGUGCUUCUUUGCCUUCUCGCGUCGCUGCGGGCCCCCAGCGUCGCGGGCUCGGAGGCGGCCGGGACGGCGGAGCCGCCGGGCGGCGCGGGCCCUGGGGAGCGGUUUAAGAUCGAGGGCCGGGCCGUGGUGCCCGGGGUGAAGCCCCAGGACUGGAUCGCGGGGGCUCGGGUGCUCGUGGACGGGGAGGAGCACGUCGGUUUCUUGAAGACAGAUGGAAGUUUUGUGGUUCAUGAUGUACCUUCAGGAUCUUAUGUAGUAGAAGUUAUAUCUCCUGCUCAUAAAUUUGAGCCUGUUCGAGUCGACAUAACUUCAAAAGGGAAAAUGAGAGCAAGAUACGUGAAUUACAUCAAAACCUCAGAAGUUGUCAGGCUGCCAUACCCACUCCAGAUGAAAUCUUCUGGACCUCCUUCAUACUUCAUAAAGAGAGAAUCUUGGGGAUGGACAGACUUCCUCAUGAACCCCAUGGUUGUGAUGAUGGUUCUUCCGUUACUGAUAUUUGUGCUUUUGCCUAAAGUUGUCAACACCAGUGAUCCUGAUAUGAGACGGGAAAUGGAGCAGUCAAUGAACAUGCUGAAUUCGAACCAUGAGCUGCCAGAUGUCUCUGAAUUCAUGACAAGACUGUUUUCUUCAAAAUCUUCCAGCAAGUCUGGUGGUAGUAGCAGUAAAGCAGGGAAAAGUAGUUCUGGAAAAAGGAGGUAGUUAUGUCCUCCUACAGGCCUCCAGAGUUUGCACAACUGUUUGUUAUGUGGUAUCAUGUUUAUUUGUCUUGAAAUAUCAAAAAGCCACUACUGUAACCUUUAAUCAGGCACAAAAUAUGGUAUGCUACAACUGUGGUGUGUAGCUUUUUUUUUUUUUUUUUAAGUCUAUAUAAGCUGCUUUGUACUUGACAGUAAGCAGAAGAAGACAUGGCUUCUGUACAGUAUCUGUAUAAAGUUAUUGAAUUAACUAAUGCUCUGUAGAGAAUGAUAAAAAUUAUAUGAUGUGCUAAACAGUAACGAGUGUCUGUUGCGGAAUGAAUGAGGGGUUACACUCAAGGAGAAAUAGCAGUACGUUUUAUUGUGUGCUGAAUUAUCCCUUGGCUAUUGUGUUGUUUCCUGUCUUCACCUAAACCUGCCUUGAGCCGCCUAUUGUGACCACACGCAUCCAUCACAGCUGCCACCAAAGGUUGUAACUUGAGCAGGGUUAUGGAAUGGGUGAAAGAUUGGGGAAGUGGGGAAGCAAACUGUCAUGAUGCCUUAAUUGUAAGGCAAUAUAAAAACAAAUCUGAAGAUGAUAGGAGUUCAGAGUGAAGAUGGCUUUAAUGUUUUGUGUUUCUGUUAAUUUCUGAAAUGAACCUCCUUUCAAAACUGAGUUGUGGGUUUACUAUGUAAUUUGCUGUAUCAGCUCGUCAGAUGUAACUUCUAAAAUCAUUUUAUUUUUAAACUACUGCCUAGUCACUUCUGUUCAAGGACUUUCCAUUUUUUACGGCCGUGUUCUACUCUGAUCUAUUUCUGUGAAUAAUUAUUU